Messenger RNA from Anthostomella pinea, 1023 nucleotides. The record is from the annotation of a GenBank genome assembly. Lineage: Eukaryota; Fungi; Ascomycota; Sordariomycetes; Xylariales; Xylariaceae.
AUGUGGUCGGAAUAUCAACAGCUUUCAAGUGAAGCCAGUGGUCCCAAGGAAACCCAGGGCCCAGUCAAUCAAACCACCAAGGCUCGGAAAUCGAGGCCAUCGGUGGAUAUUAAUCUAGCACGGGACCUCAAGAAGCUCCAGAAACUGCCGAUAGUCGGACAGGGCCAAGAUCCUGGUGUAGAAAAGGGCGAACAGUCGGAACUGAAACCCACACACAGCCAACAAUCGACACCGCCGAGGCAAGGAGUAGAGGGAAAUAAAGGAGAGGGAUACAAUGGGAUAGAAGAAGGUCACACAGUGUUGGUAAUAUGGAACGGAGAGAGCAUCGAUUGGGCCGGCGAAGAAGAGGAAGAGGAGGCAGAGCCCCAGGUCGACCGCACCACCGGCCGGACCAUGUGCCAGGACCCCCAGCCCUGCCUCCGCUGCCAGAAGAAGGGGCUAAAAUGCACGCUGAUCUUCGCCAGCGCCAACCACGACGAGAAGCAGCCCAAGUGCUCCGCAUGCCGGCGGUCCGACGCGCAGUACUGCGUGCGCCUCCGCCCGGCUAACAGGCGGAUCCCGUACUACGGCCCGCCGUGGAAGAACCCCAACUUCACCACGGGAUCCGCCGUCUCCGACCACCGGCUUAGUAGUGUUGAGAUAGGGGCCCUGCUCAAGGGUUUCUACCUCGGCGAGCAGUCUUAUGUGGGCGGGGGUGGGAGCUACUUGUACCAGGCGUCCGUGGAGGCCAUGGCGCUGCCGCCGUACAAUGGCGUUGAUUUGCCUAUGGAAGAGCGGGCGCGGAAUUGGAAGACGAUGGGGUGGAGGCAUGUCCUGCCGGUGUGGCAUAAUGCGAGUUUGCAGUCUGGCGGGCUGCCUCCUUCGGACCAGGUGGAGUGGACGGCUGCUGAUUCUGUGGAGGAAGGGAGCCCUGUUGAGGCUGCGGAAGAGGCAGGGCGGGAUCAGCUGCAGUACUUGCGUAUUAGGAGGAGGUAUUUUCCCAGGGAGGCUCACCUGAACGAUGAGCUUGGGGAGACUUGGUGA